Molecule: messenger RNA, 1333 nt
Organism: Varroa destructor (honeybee mite)
Lineage: Eukaryota; Metazoa; Arthropoda; Arachnida; Mesostigmata; Varroidae
Biological process (GO): regulation of transcription by RNA polymerase II
Cellular component (GO): nucleus
Source: RefSeq, a predicted model, not a curated record
CAUUAGUUUCUUUGGUGAGCCAGUUGGUACUCACGCAACGGAUCGGGUAAGACGCAACUGGCGACCUCGCUCAGUCGACGAGACUCUCAAACACGUAAACUCGUUCUAUGACUGCUGUGAAACGUUCCAUCCGUCUGUGUGAAACUCGCUUAUCCAUUUAUAACGUUGUAUCGAGAGCAUAAUAUAGCGGUGAGAGUAAAUCGUUGAUAAGAUCCAAUAGACUUUGCUAGAACAAUUCGUUGGAAUCACCGACAUUACAAGCGUAAUUGACAGCGUUACAUCAGAUUCAAUGACUGAUAAUACCACGGCCGUUACAAUGGGUGGAAACUACACAGGCUGCAGUCUGUUCAGAGGCCAUGCAGCCAACAUCACAUUGCAGGAUGUCUUUCUUCACGACGAAAACUGCCACCAGGAUCAUGAACGACUCGAUGGGAUUCUAUUAACAGAAGAGGGCAGAAGAGAGGUCAGCAUCGAACACAGCGUGCGGGGGGACGACCAUCUGACACUGCAGGUGCAAGGGAAUCAUAUCCCAGAAAAUGCUACCCAUGCUACGCUUACAAUCGAAACGCUCAACGAAUCAACUAAUGAAAAACAGAUUACGAGAUUUACAUGCGAUGUGGCCGGUUGUAACCGAACAUACUCAACCCAAGGAAACCUCAAAACACAUAAGAAGAAACACAGUGGUGAGCUGACCUUUGUAUGCCGCCAGGAUGGAUGUGGAAAAUCCUUCCUCACUUCCUAUAGCCUCAAAAUUCAUUUUCGUAUUCAUACACACGAGCGCCCAUAUGAGUGUAAUGUAGAUGGCUGCCUGAGGACGUUCUCUACGAGAUACAGGCUCCGUGCGCACGAACGUUUGCAUACGGGUGAGACCUUCAAUUGCUCUGCCUCGGAUUGUAUAAAAGUGUUCACGACGUUCUCGGACUUAAAGAAGCACAGCCGAGUCCACACAGGAGAACGACCAUUUCUUUGUGAAGGCUGCGGCCGUAGUUUUGGAGCUAGUCAUCACCUCAAGUCUCACAGACGGACUCACACCGGCGAAAAACCACAUCAGUGCAAUUUCUGUCUCAAAAAAUUUGCGACAUCUUAUUCAUUCAGGUCGCAUGUGAAGUCGAAACAUUCGACAGGUAUCGUGGAAGAAAGCGCUCGCCUGACAAAUAUUUGUACAUGCAGUAAAGGCGCAUGUGAGAAAACUAAUUGUUGUUCGGCGUGCUUGCUCCCCAAGGAAUCGUCUAGACCAGUCGAAAAAAAACGAGAAUCCCAACAGGACAGCUCAAAUUUACAACAAACAACAAGUUAUACACAAUUAUAGGAAGAUGAGCGUAACUAACACGAA